AUGUCCACUCCGACGGAGAUCUAUGUUGCGGUGAUGGGAGUGACAGGUUCCGGCAAAAGCAACUUCAUCAAAUGUUGCGUUGGGAGGGAUGACAUCGUUGUCGGCGAUGACCUCAGAUCUUUCAAUCUCAUCGACACCCCGGGCUUUGAUGACGAUAAUUUGAGCGACGCCGAUGUCCUACAGAAGAUCUCAGACUGGCUCGCCAACCUGUACCGAGGCGAUAUCAAUCUGAACGGACUUCUAUAUCUGCAUCGCAUUAUCGACAAUCGCUUGUCAGGAACAGCACGGAAGAAUCUCGCCGUCUUCCAAAAGGUGUGCGGGAAUGAUGCCCUCAAGAACGUCACCUUGGUUUCCACCAUGUGGGACAUGGCUGGCGUUAAUCAAAAGUCAAUAAAGCGGGAGACACAACUUCUCCAAGAAGACGGGUUUUGGGGUGAGAUGGUUCGAGAGCAUGGAACGCACGUAGGCCGACAUGACAACACCAAGGAAUCGGCGAUGCAGCUGCUGGCAAGAUUCGUCAAGGGCCCGAACUACAGGGUCGUCGUGGAUCUGCAGCAAGAAGUGAUCGACGGAAAGACGUUGGACCAAACAGCAGCUGGUUUGGAGGUUCUUAGGGAAAUCAACAAGGCAAAAGCGGCUAUCGAGGAAAAACUAAAGCAAUUGGAAGAAGAACUGAAAAGUGCAGCCCAAGACACAGAACGGAAAUUUCUAGUCGCAAAACAGAACGAGAAGAAGGAAAGGUCCAUGAGACUUCAGCUGCAAUGGGAGAAGAUGUACACCGAAAGGAGGUUGAGAGAACAGAAGAAGAAAGAGGAACUGGAAAAUGGUCUCAGCAAGUCAUACGUGGCUUCAGUCGGCACAGUCCUACUUGGCGGCGCGGCAUCGCUUGUAGCGAUGGCCUCCGCUCCGGCAACUGGAGGGGCAUCUCUGGCAGCUGUGCCGAAAAUCUUCGCAAUGGUUGGUGUGUCGCUUGUGGGUGGAAAGGUUUCGCGGGAUCAAGCGCGUGCCGCGGCACAUAAUGACGAUGCGCCCCCUGAUUAUACAAGUAUGUAUGCCUUGGAGGGUAUACUUGAGGUGGAAGAGAUGGAAGAUUGA
Molecule: messenger RNA, 1095 nt
Organism: Sordaria macrospora k-hell
Lineage: Eukaryota; Fungi; Ascomycota; Sordariomycetes; Sordariales; Sordariaceae
Source: RefSeq, a predicted model, not a curated record